UUCUGGAUUUUCAGGUAGACCAAUGAUUUUCAAAUGGUCUCUUCUAGAUUGGUUUUCUAGAUCAGUCAUUUUCCCAAUGAGAUAUUGCAUGUUUCUUCCUAUUUUGCCAUUCUUUUGACUUUGCUUUAUUAAUUCUUGCUGUCUUGUGAGAUCAUUAGCUUCUACUUGCCCAAUUUUGGUCUUUAAUGACUGGUUUUCAGCUAUGUUUUUUUAAUUUUCCUUUUCGCUUUGGUCUGUCCUGCUUUUCAUGGCUUCCAGCAGGUUAUUUCUAGUCUUCAAUUUUGUUAUCAUUUCAUUUGAUUUCUGGGCUUUUUCCAAGUGGGAAAUUCUGUAUUUUAAACUGUUAUUUUCUUUUUGAACUAUUUCCCACUUUUCUUGCCAAGUUUCUCCUAACAUUUUAACUUGGUUCUCAAAUUCUAGCCUAAUUUCAUAGAGAGCUUGUGACCAAUUCCUUUUUUUUUAAGUUUGGAUGUGUUUGCCUUUUUGUCAUCCUCUGCUAUCUCCUCUGUAGUCUGUUGUUUUCUUAAGUAAGAAUCAAAGGCUUUUUCUUAAUUUUUUUUUGUUGUUAUAGAUUGUAGUUCUUGGGCGUUAUUGGCCAUUGCUUUGUUGGAUUUUCCUUCACUUCUCAGCCAGAAGUCUGAGUGAGGAGGGCAGGUUCUCUGUGUAUUGAGCUAUAGAGUGGUUUUUGCCCUGAGACUAUUUUUUUCAGUCUCCACAACAUCUUCUGUGUGCCACCCCUCUCUACUCUAUCUCUGCCUCCAAGCUCCACGUUCCUCACCCUCCUGGGGUCCUAAGUUUUGCUGCUUAGGGUUAAGUCUGUGGUGUCCUCAUCCAGCCCUUUAGAACAUAGAGAUUGCCCAACACAAGUCUGAGUGAGGAGGGUAGGCAAGUCUUUGUAUUGAGCUCCAGAAAUAUUUUUGCUUUGAGGCUAUGGCAUUUGCUAUGUGCCACCCCUCUCUGCUCUAUCUCUGAGCAAGCUUCAUGUUCCUCAGCCCCCCGGGGUCCUAAGUCUUGCUGCUUUUAGGGAUAUUCUCGGAACUGAAGAUCUUCCUGCAGAUACUCCUACCAACAAUGGUGUAAGAUUUUACCCUUGGACCAUUGAUAACAAAUACUAUUCUGCAGACAUCAAUUUGUGUGUGGUGCCAAAUAGAUUCCUUGUCACAGCUGAAAUUGCAGAGACUGUCCAGGCAUUCAUUGUUUACUUCGACAGCACACUAAACUCUAGUCUUGACAGUGUUUCAGCAUGGCUUCCAUUGGCAGAAGCAUGGCUACCAGAAGUGAUGAUCUUGGUUUGUGACAGAGUAUCUGAAAAUGGUGUAAGCCGACCAAGAGCUCAAGAAUGGUGCAUUCAACAUGGCUUUGAAUUGGUAGAACUUAAUCCAGAGGAAUUACCAGAGGAAGAUGAUGACUUCCCAGAGUCUACUGGAGUAAAGAGAAUUGUACAAGCCUUGAAUGCCAAUGUAUGGUCGAAUGUGGUAAUGAAGAGUGAAAGAAAUCAAAGUUUUGGCCUUCUCAGUUCAUUGGCUGGUGCAAACUGUAACAUUGGGUCAACUGAAAACCAUCACACCGAACCUUGUAUGCCAGUAGGAGAUAGGGCUGAAAGCUGCUUUGACCAUCAAGAUAGUGCUUCUAACACAGCUGAUGCCCAAGUCGAUAGCAUUGUGGACCCCAUGUUAGACCUGGAUAUCCAAGAAUUAGCCAGUCUCACUACUGGAGGAGGAGAUCUGGAAAAUUUUGAAAGACUAUUUUCCAAACUAAAAGAAAUGAAAGACAAAGCAGCGACUUUGCCUCAUGAACAAAGAAAGUUGCAUGCAGAAAAGGUGGCCAAAGCAUUCUGGAUGGCAAUUGGUGGAGACAGAGAUGAGAUUGAAGGCAUUUCUUCUGAUGAAGAAAAUUGAGCUCCUUGUGUCUGGUUUACCAAGAUGGUAACAACACACUUUUAGUUGUGUUAAGGGUUGUCAGGCACUUGGGACACCGCAGGGGUGGGAGAAGACAGACACAGCCCAAAAAAGAGUUCCUCCCUGUCCUUGCUGUUGGGGAGCAGUGGCAAGGAAGCAAGUGAUUACAAUUCCUUCAGGGACAUUUAGGGUCUUCAAGAAGUAGCCAAAGCACUGGUUUAACUGUUAGAUCACUUAGGGCCUUCCCACCAAGGUACCCUCCUUGGGUGUGGAAACCCAGAGAGGAAAGCUUAAGCUCUGUCCAGGAUUUAAAUGCUUCCUACCAGACAAACUCUGGCCUUAUAGCUCUAAUUAUUUCUCAUAGCAUACUGAUAUAUGCUGUUGAAAGCUGUAAGGGCCCAAGGCCACAAGUUUUACCUCUGACCUCACACCCCACAUGCCAUAGUGACCAUAGGGGAAAGGAGCAAACCACAUAAGCCCCUCCCUGCUGUGGCUUAAGCCCCCAGCCUCCAAGGAGCUCUCAGGCUGCUCUCAAGCUUCCCUCUCCCUGCCCCCUCCCAGGCUGGUUUCCAACUGCCUUCAAGUCAUACAUACAUGUGUUCUUUCUACUUCUUGAGCCCCUCACCAUUCCUCAUGGAAUUGCAAUCACUCCUUCCCAUCCACUUGUGGGAUGGUAAAGAAUAGAGGAAAAAACCAUCCCUUACAAAGGACAGCUGUAUCUUUCUUCCCUCUUAUCCCCACAGCAACAAAAGUCAUGGCACUUCCUGGAUGGACCUUGUUUUGUUUUGCUGAGAUUCCCAUCAUCAUGUUGGCCAUUUAGCCAGCCUAAAGGGCUGAUUGUUGGUCUUAGUAGUCAUUUACAUAGUCUAUCAUAAAGGAAUGAAGAGUAUGACCAUUAGAAGUAAGCCUCCUCCAGAUUUACUUGUUUUUCUCUGGGAGUGAGAAUUAGCUACAAAAGCUCUUGCCCUUGGAAAUGAGUCAGGCCACAAUGGGCUUUCCAUACCGUUAUGACAACAGUCCCUGUGUUUCUGUUGAGUUAGCAUUGCUCUUGAGUUUAUCUCUUCUCACUUCCUCAGCUGGUUUUCAAGAACCAAGCUAGCCUGAGACAUGAUGCCUUCUUUCUGUGAGAAAAGAAAGGAGGCCGCAUGUUAUUUUGGCAGUUAAAUGGAAGGUACCUUUGACCUUAUCAAGUGAGUCUCUAAAUGCAAAUUAACAGAAAUGUGUGGACUCUGCCUUUGAAAUGUUCACUCCUUAUGACUAACUGAUUUCAUGCUAGGAAGCCUGCCUUGGGCAAAGUGGGUUUUAAUAGUGCCAAAAAUGAGGCAGAUAUCAUUCAAUAUCCAAGGAAGGAAUAGCCUUCACAACUGUUGUGUUUAUGUGAGAGAGACACAACUCCUGAAUUUAAAAGAGUAUAAGAACAGUGUUAUGAACAAUAGGUGCCCCAGUACUUUCAGAGAGGUCAAAUGGAAUCACAACAGGUAUUUUAGUAUUUCCCCAUGUAGAUCAUCUCCAUCUACUGAUGUCACCCCAUACAUGCUUAUAAGCAAAUCAAGUGUCCCAUUCUUUCUGGCUCAGACUGGUAACAGUGGAUGGUAUAGAGGAGGUAGUUUUGCAACAACAACAAAAAACAAAAACAAAUUCAUACUGCGGGCCUUGGCAUUUCCUAGGAACUUUCCAUAAAUAGCAGCUUUUAGUGCCCCUUUGCUUUCUGUCCUGAGAAAAGGGCUAAUUGAAUGGAGCAAUACUGAAGGGAAAUAUCCCAAAGAAAUAGCCCAGAGAGUUCAUGAAAUCAUUUUCAGAAAGGCUGCUUUUGUGAAUUAUUAUUGGUGUGGGAGAGUAGUGGGUCUCACAGGCUACAGGCUGGAAUUAAAAGACAAAGAGGUUUGCUGGUGAUGAUGGCCCAGAUUUCAGGCGUAUCAUAGGAGGUCCAGGCCUGAGACAAUUCCAGAGGUGAACACAACCUAGCAUCUAGGGAAAAGCUAGGCUUGACCACAAACAGGAAUGAGUCUGAUCCUCCCACAUCCUCUCACAAGUCCUACAGAAGCUGAAAUGAGGAGCAGUAAGAACAGGACAAUCCAAGCAUAUAUGCCUGUCCUUGAGCACCAGCCAACCACAAGAGAGACUAUGGGACUGCCAGUGUUUCUUUGAAGAUGACUCUGUUCACUAUUAGAUGAAGAAUGUUGGUAAGGUCUAAUAUGAAGAUGUGAGAAGAAGUUAGAGGAUUCUUUUCCCCUUUCCAUGAUAAAGGGCGAUAGGGAAACAAUUAAGUCAUAUGUAUUAGGGAAAAAAUUUAAAAAAAAAGUUGUGAACUUGAUUUUGUAAAUUAAACAUGGCUGGAUUGAUUAAAAUGAAUUUAUUUAUUAA
This is a messenger RNA of Monodelphis domestica (gray short-tailed opossum), 4262 nucleotides long. The record is from RefSeq and is a predicted model, not a curated record. NCBI's taxonomy places the organism in Eukaryota, Metazoa, Chordata, Mammalia, Didelphimorphia, Didelphidae.